AUGACGAAAGAGAUCCCCCUCCCCGAACCCUUCGCCUCAAUCCCCCGCAUCCCCCUAACCCUCGGCCCAAGCCCCAUCCACCCCCUCCAGCGCAUCAGCACCGACCUCUCAACACCCACAAACAAGGUGAAUAUCUACGCCAAACGCGACGACCUCGCCUCGCACCUCGCCUCCGGCGGCAACAAGACCCGCAAGCUGGAGUACAUCCUCGCCCCGGCCGUGCUGCCCCCGCCCUCAGCCCCAUCCAACCCAGUAACCACCCCGCCCUGGCAAAAAGCAACAACAUUGAUCUCCAUCGGCGGCCUCCAAUCAAACCACACGCGCCAAGUCGCCGCGUGCGCAGCAGCACUCGGCCUAAAAUGCAGUCUGAUCCAAGAAAACUGGGUCCCAGACGCCAACGCACACAGCAAACAAUACGACAAGGUGGGCAACAUCCAACUCUCGCGACUGCUGGGCGCCGACGUGCGGAUCCACCUGCCGACGUCCUUCGGAAUCGGGCACAAAUCCACGCUCCAGGAACUGGAGGCCGAAUUGCGCAACAAAGGGGAGAGACCGUAUUAUAUCCCUGCCGGGGGGUCGGAUCAUCCGUUGGGGGGACUGGGGUUUGCGCGGUGGGCGUUUGAGGUGGCGGAGCAGGAGAGGGAAAUGGGGGUAAGGUUUGGGACGGUGGUGGUUUGUGCGGUUACGGGCGGGACGCUGGGGGGCAUGCUGGCGGGGUUUAAGUUGUUGGAGAGGCUAUUUCCAGACAACAAGAAACGGGUGGUGGGGAUUGAUGCGAGUGCGAAGCCGGCUGAGACCAGGGAGCAGGUGUUGCGGAUUGCGCGGGCGACGGCGGCAAGGAUUGGUAUGGUCCCUGAAGAUAUCGACGAAAAGGAUGUGUUGCUUGUGGAGGAUUAUCAUGCGGGUCAGUAUGGGGUGCCAGACGCCAAAACCUGGGAGGCGAUCGAGUAUGCGGCUCGGAUGGAGGCGUUCAUUACCGACCCCGUCUACGAGGGGAAGAGCUUCGCUGGGAUGGUGGAUUUGAUUCGCAAGGGCGAGAUCCGCGGCAAUGUGCUCUAUGCUCAUCUGGGCGGCCAGUUGGCUUUGAAUGCUUACACCGAUGUGGGAGAGAGAAAGUAA
This is a messenger RNA of Aspergillus homomorphus CBS 101889, 1119 nucleotides long. RefSeq names its product putative 1-aminocyclopropane-1-carboxylate deaminase. The record is from RefSeq and is a predicted model, not a curated record. NCBI's taxonomy places the organism in Eukaryota, Fungi, Ascomycota, Eurotiomycetes, Eurotiales, Aspergillaceae. Gene Ontology annotation, biological process: amine catabolic process. The transcript has a single exon. Gene Ontology annotation, molecular function: D-cysteine desulfhydrase activity; 1-aminocyclopropane-1-carboxylate deaminase activity; pyridoxal phosphate binding. The coding region runs from base 1 to 1119 and encodes 372 amino acids.